Geodia barretti is the source of this 2222-nucleotide messenger RNA. The record is from the annotation of a GenBank genome assembly. NCBI's taxonomy places the organism in Eukaryota, Metazoa, Porifera, Demospongiae, Tetractinellida, Geodiidae.
UUGUGUUUGUUUAAGACUGUUGUUUUCCCGACUAUAGCUGCACCUACUGGGGUAUUUGUACGCAGUCUCAUCCAUAGAGCCAAAGGGUACUGUGAAGACUUGUUUAUACACGAUGGAAGGAAAACUUACUCAAGCAUUCCAGUUAUCCGAAGUAGUAAGAUCAUCACCAAAAAUAACAAGGAAGCAACGUUUGCUUAGCUCGCAAUGGAGAAUGCGGUUGGAGUUCACUAUUCUGGUGGUGAUGAUUGUGAUUGUGUGGGGUCUCUUUUCACUACCAAUUGUGUUUUACUAUGACUCUUCUUCAAAGGAACAAAAUGAGAGAGAAAAUUUUACAAACUUUCUCAAUAAUACUGAUCGUGAUUUUGGAAACAUGAGUGGUGAAUGCUACCACAAGUAUACUGGAAGUCAUUGUAUGACUGUACUUAAAUCAUAUGCUGAUUGUGAGUCCCCUGGACGUAUUACAACCGAUGUGCAUGUCAGCAAUGCUGUCAUGGAUCAAAAGUCUGUUGAAGACAUAGUCAACAAUAUAAUGUUUGCACUUGACUUAUACAUAAAUCCAAGUGAUGAGUGUAGGAAAGCACUGGUUCCACUCUUGUGUCUGUACUACUUUGGCCUUUGUGGCACAUACAAUACUGACUAUCGACCGACAGCAGCAGAGUGUAGGGAGGUUAGAGAUGCCACCUGCCAAUCAGAGUGGAAAACAGCAGAAAAGUUGUUGGAAUUGUCAACUCAGCAAUUUAUGCUACCUGAUUGCUCGGGUCUCAAUGACGAAGGACUUGAAUGCAAUGAAGUAUUCACCAUCAUUGAGACAAACUGCGCAAUUGUGUGUCACGAGCAUUUUUACUGUGACAACAACUUCUGCAAGCCACGAUGUGAUGGGUUCACAAUCUACUCUGAUGAAUAUGUAAAGCUCUCUGAUGGACUCUUGAUCACAUCUGGAUGUGUUGGACUGCUCUGUGGAAUUGCAGUGGUUGUCGUAUUUUGCGUCCGACGCAAGAAACUGGCAGAACCUUAAGUGUCUUGAGUCUUACGUAUUGUAACAAGAGGAUAAUAUUCUCCCUGUGAAAAACAUUCUUUGAGCUAGUCCUGUAGUGCUUUACACAUUUAAAACUAGCUGUAUUGUAAACAUAGAUGCAAAACCAACAGGCUCAUGCAUUGCAGCUCAUUAGAAGGCCUUGCUAUAGCUGAAUACCAGAUGUUUCUAUGAUGUAAACUCACAUCACACGAUAUUAAGUAACACUUUUGCUACUGUGGCCAGCCAACUUAGUCAUUUCCUAAGUGGUACUGCAGCAGUGAUUGUCAGGCUAUUCUUUUUUGCUAUAUAUGCGGGACUAGAUAUCACCAAAGUGUGGGUAGGCUUGCACAUGGUGUUUUUUUAGUAUGUCACAGAGCACUAUAAGUCAAGCACUACACUUUGUGUGUACUACUAAUGUAGAUGUGGUAUUUAUGUAUUGAUAUCUAACGACACCAGUAACAUAUUUAAACCUACCAUAUUUUUCGUAAGUAAAUACAAUAGCAUAAUACUUUUAAUAUCAUUUUUUGCUAACUUUAGAAUGAUGUUUCCAACAAUUCUGGUCUUCUACAUGACAAUCUCCAUUCUAAUUGUGGAAUUUAUCAUUCUGGUGUCGUUUACGGAUCGGCCAACGCUAUUCUGUGGUUCUCCUGACCUAAUAGAGAGUCUACGAUCAUCAACAGAUUUCUGUAAAUUUAGUGGUAAGUUGUACUGACAUGAAACGAUGAUUGCUUAAUCACAAUGCAGUAUUAAUGACAUUAGCUAAUACAAAAAGUAAACAAAAUAGGUAAAGGCAAAAGAUGUAUUAGUUAACGUACAGGCGGCGAGGCGGUAUAGCAUAAUAAUACUCCGAGGCUGUUGACUCUACCAGACGAGGGCGGAGCCAGAGGCCCGUAUAGUUAACAGCCGAGAAGGAUAUCCUGUAUACGCCGAGACGCCUGACGUUAACUGAUUUGUAGUCCAACUAGCCAAUCACAAUGCUGAAUAUCUGCCGCGUCAUCCUACUAAUGUACUAAAUUGUUAUGUAAACUUUGGGAGUCAGACAAUUUGCACUACACCUAGCGGUAGAUGUUGUGAUAAGGACUUCCUGUCCAGUAGUGAUAUUGGUCAGCCACAGCUCAGAAUACAGCGUAUAUGCCAAGCGCCGGAUUGUUGAAAGUUGGACUACAAAUUUUGAUAUCUAACCAGGGCAAAAGAAUGUAUGUGGCGU